AUGGACAACCAGACUGACUACAGGCACCAGAAUUGGCACCGUCAGUCCGACCAAGAGACUGGCUGUGCUCACAAUCAGACAGAUGGGCGGCCGCAUCAGCAAGAAGACAAAGCCGCAGAGCAGACCGCGGAGACCAUAGGUCCAAAGGCGAUGAAGCUGACGAGUCAGGACGAGUUUGCCAAUCAACCUGCCGGCAGGAGGUCGAGCAUCGAAACGUCGUCGAGCCCGUCGGCAGUCCCGCCAAAGCCCCAUCAGUUGGCUGUACACGAUGACUGUAACAUGGCAGAUGAAAUAUCCGCACGAAUUCAUCAAGCUCGUGAAACGGUUGCCAUGGGCCUUUUGGCUAAACAGAGAAAUGAGACGCUCGAGCUUAGUCUCAUCUCGAACGGGCACAUAACACCGCAGCCAUUCGGGUCUCAUCCUCCAGGUUAUUUGUAA
This is a messenger RNA of Protopolystoma xenopodis, 438 nucleotides long. NCBI's taxonomy places the organism in Eukaryota, Metazoa, Platyhelminthes, Monogenea, Polystomatidea, Polystomatidae. The record is from the annotation of a GenBank genome assembly.